Molecule: messenger RNA, 2082 nt
Organism: Punica granatum (pomegranate)
Lineage: Eukaryota; Viridiplantae; Streptophyta; Magnoliopsida; Myrtales; Lythraceae
Source: RefSeq, a predicted model, not a curated record
GUAAAGCACAUUCGAGAACUGAUCACUUCCAAAUUAGAAAGGGAUAUAUAAGAGAGAGCCUCUCUUCCUCUUGGCCAGUCUAAGGAAGAGACUCCGCGAUAUGGGUGUCUUAAUAACCUUCAGAUAUGCAAACCCUAGAUACCUUUUCGUUUGCUUGUUCCUUUGCCUGAUGUGUGCUGGUGCACUUGCCCGUGUCCAUCGCUACGAUUUCGUCCUGGUGGAGACGAAUUACACUAGGCUUUGCUACACAAAGAGCAUACUCACUGUGAACGGCCAAUUCCCCGGACCGGUGAUUCAUGUUCACAGAGGAGACACAGUGUUUGUAAAUGUCAUCAACCAAGGUUACUAUGGCGUCACCCUUCAUUGGCAUGGUGUAAAGCAGCCAAGAAAUCCAUGGCACGAUGGCCCAGAGUAUAUCACACAGUGUCCAAUAGCUCCUGGGACAAAUUUCACAUAUGAGGUUCAGUUCACGACAGAGGAAGGAACACUCUGGUGGCACGCCCAUAGUGAUUGGACACGGGUCACUAUCCAUGGGGCGAUUGUUAUAUUGCCUCCGGAGGGAACUCCAUAUCCAUUUCCAGAGCCAGAUGCCGAAGAAGUUAUCGUGCUAUCAUGCUGGUACAAGGGAAACUUGAGGCAACUGUUGGCAGAGGAGCUUGAGACCGGUUCAGACACGCCUCGCUCCGAUGCCUAUACCAUUAAUGGCCAGCCGGGAGACUUUUGUGCCUGCUCCAAUGAUAGCACGUAUCAUGUGACCGUCGAUGAAGGCAAGACCUACCUCAUGCGCAUAGUCAACGCAGUACUAAACGCGGAUCUCUUCCUCUCCAUUGCGGGGCACAACUUCACUGUAGUCGGGAUGGAUGCGUCUUACGUCAAACCUUUCGAGACGAGCUACAUCAUAUUAAGUCCAGGACAGACGAUGGAUGUUCUGGUCAUGGCGAACCAAUCCCCUAGCUAUUAUUAUAUCGCGGGACGACAAUACUCGAGCGAUAGGUUGAACGUCGUCAAUUAUGACCACAGCAACGUCUCUGCGAUUCUCAAGUACAAUGGGAACUACACUCUCCCUAGUUCUCCUAUGUUCCCAAGCUCCACGCUGCCCACGUAUAAGGACAAUGUGGCAGCUCUGAGGUUUAUGGACCGAAUCAAAAGCUUAGCAAACGAAGAACAUCCGGUGAACGUGCCACUGAAUGUGCGCACAAGGAUGUAUGUGACAGUGUCGAUGGGAGUGUUUAUUUGCCCUAAUAGUUCAUGCGGUGGGAUCUACGGAGAUAGAAUGGCUUCCAGCAUGAACAAUUUCACUUGGAUCAACCCUUCAACCGACAUAUUGCAAGCAUAUUAUCGGAACGUCAGUGGAGUUUACGACACAAGCUUCCCAGAUUUUCCAUCGAUGUACUACAAUUUUACAGGGGAUGAUCUGCCAACUAACAUCUCAGUACCCACGAAAGGGAGGAUGGUGAAGGUGCUGAAUUACAACGAGUCAAUAGAGAUAGUCUUUCAGGGGACCAAUCUUUUAGAUGCAGCCGAGGCUCAUCCGAUGCACCUCCACGGAUAUGGGUUUUAUGUGGUUGGUUCGGGUCUGGGAGACUUUGAUGAAGUUAAUGACCCGAAAGGGUACAAUCUGAUCGAUCCUCCCUACGUGAAUACCAUAUCCGUUCCCAAAAGCGGAUGGGCUGCAAUCAGAUUCAGAGCCAAUAAUCCAGGGGUGUGGUUUCUACACUGCCAUUAUGACAGACACUUAACGUGGGGAAUGGACACCGUACUCAUAGUCAAGAAUGGAGGAUCAGCCUCGACGAGUGUUCGGCCUCCCCCGCCUUAUAUGCCUCCUUGUGACAAUGCGACGAGUCCCCUCGGCCAUUGGUUAAAUUUUGUACAUGAUGAAGAUGCAAAUUACGCAUACAGAGUCAUUUAAUAAUUUAUAUAGGACAAGAAUUUUUUCACAAUAUUUAAGCCAGCAGAGAGAGUCAAUAACGUAAAUGUACGUGUCCGCUCAUCUCAAUACCAGUCCUUGGACAAUUUUCUUGUUCUAUUUUUCCUUUAUAAAUGUACUAUCUCUUAUGCUAAUGUAUUAAUUAAUAACGACAA